This is a messenger RNA of Staurois parvus, 303 nucleotides long. Lineage: Eukaryota; Metazoa; Chordata; Amphibia; Anura; Ranidae. The record is from the annotation of a GenBank genome assembly.
GCCAGCGGGUCGUCUGGCUCGACAGCGGGCAUCGGGUCACCAGGCAUGACCGCGGGCACUGGGUCAUCAGGCAUUGGAUCGUCUGGCUCGACAGCGGGCAUCGGGUCACCAGGCAUGACCGCGGGCACUGGGUCAGACAUUGGAUCGUCUGGCAUGACAGCGGGCAUCGGGUCACCAGGCAUGACAGUGGGCACCGGGUCAUCAGGUACCGGAUCGUCUGGCUCGGCAGCGGGCACCGAGUUGUCUGGCAAGACUGCGGGCACCAAGUCGUCUGGCAAGACUGCGGGCACCGAGUCGUCUGGC